Messenger RNA from Diuraphis noxia (Russian wheat aphid), 1803 nucleotides. RefSeq names its product dynein, axonemal, intermediate chain 2 (gene Dnai2). Gene Ontology annotation, biological process: cilium movement; outer dynein arm assembly. NCBI's taxonomy places the organism in Eukaryota, Metazoa, Arthropoda, Insecta, Hemiptera, Aphididae. The record is from RefSeq and is a predicted model, not a curated record. Gene Ontology annotation, cellular component: outer dynein arm. Gene Ontology annotation, molecular function: dynein heavy chain binding; dynein light chain binding.
AUGAACGUAAACUACACGUACAGUAAACUUAGGCGCGAGUACGGUCGACAGUGCUCGUUCAUUAAAUCCGGCCCAAUAGUGUUGGCCAACGUGACACCAGACCCAGGCACAGAAGAACAACUAUGGUCACCAGAGAACCCUGUGGACAAAAGCACCAAUAAAGGCAACGAUUGGUCUGAGCAUGAAGCGAAUACUGUGCGCGUGGAGUAUGCCGAACGUGGAAUUUUUCACACAGAAGGUGGUUGGCCCAAAGAUAUAAAUCUGGACGACCCGGAACAAGUGGUCCGGUUCCGGAAGAAGGCGGAAAAAGACGAAACGUAUUUACAAGCGGUUAUGCAAAUGUCUAGCCUCGCCGAGCACUAUAUAAAUCAAAACAAUUCAAUUGACAUUUAUCAACCAUACUUUACUGAUCCGAGCUGUCAAAAGAUGCAAACUUUGGCACCGUCAUUCCGGACAGUGGCGGUGAUGUCCGAUCCCCGUGAACCGACCAGGCCGGUACAAAAUAUAUCUUGGUCGCCCGACCAGGGCACGUUGGUUGCGGUAAGCUACGCUGAUAUGAGGUUCCAGAUGGCUGAUUCAGAUACCAGUCCCGACUCGUUCAUAUUUGACUUAGAGGACUCCACCACCCCUUAUUUCACGAUUGAGUCACCACAUCCGAUUGUGACGCUCGAGUUCAACCAUAGAGACGUACAGUGCCUAGCAGGUGGUUUGAUGAGCGGCCAGGUCGCGUUCUGGGACCUGCGUAAAAGCUCAAACAACGUAGCCAUCAGCAAUAUAAGGGACGGUCAUCGAGAUCCAGUACGAAGUCUCCGCUGGAUCCAUUCCAAAACUAGCACUGAGUUCUACACCGGUUCAAGUGACGGUCAGGUCAUGUGGUGGGACGCUCGAAAACUCACAGAACCCAUGGAAGUGUUGAUAUUAGAUCUAUCGAAAAGUGAAAACGUCGAUGAACCAGAAUGGACUAAAUGGGCUCGGUCACACGGGGUGUUUUGCAUGGAUUACGAUCCUUCGAUCCCAAUACGAUUUAUGAUAGGCACAGAGACUGGAUUGGUGUUCAACGGYAAUCGUAAAGGCAAAACGGUUUUUGAGAAAAUAUCGUCCACGUACAACUGUCACUACGGCCCAGUAUAUUCAGUACAACGAAACCCAGCAUUUUUAAAAAACUUCAUGACCGUUGGCGAUUGGCAGGUGAGAAUAUGGUCAGAGGACGUGAAGGAAUCGCCUAUAAUGUGGACAAAAYAUCAUGAUGUGAAACUAACUGACGGUGCUUGGAGUGAAUCUAAGCCAUCGGUUUUCUAUACAACUAGAGCUGAUGGUUGUCUGGAUGGUUGGGACAUCUUACAGAAACAAAAGGAUCCAAUUCUAACCGUUAAGGUGGCUGACGAAGGACUGAAUUGUAUUCGAUGUCACGAAGGUGGKGCUCUAUUAGCCGUCGGUGACGAUUGCGGAAAGACUUAUGUGAUCAAAAUGAACGAUUGGUUCGUCACUGCCGGAAAAAAUGACAAAGCGCUGUUAACGGCGAUGUUUGAUCGGGAAACAAGACGAGAAAAAAUCAUCGAGGCAAAGCAACGAGAACUAAAACUGAAGACAAAAACAUCCGCAAAAGCUGACACCAAUACGACAAAGGAUAAACAUGCCCAGUUGGUAGAAACUGAAAUCCGAAUGGUCCAAGAAGCAGAAAAAGAAUUCAUGGAGCUCAUUAACAUGAUUAAGAAUGACGAUGAUAACACGGAAAAAUUAGAAAACCAAAAUGAAGUUGAAGAUAAUUGUAGUAAUGCAUUGAAUGAUCAAAAAAAUGAUUGA